Messenger RNA from Gigantopelta aegis, 1402 nucleotides. Its product is annotated as demethylmenaquinone methyltransferase-like. Gene Ontology annotation, molecular function: S-adenosylmethionine-dependent methyltransferase activity. The coding region runs from base 154 to 1002 and encodes 282 amino acids. The record is from RefSeq and is a predicted model, not a curated record. NCBI's taxonomy places the organism in Eukaryota, Metazoa, Mollusca, Gastropoda, Neomphalida, Peltospiridae. The transcript is spliced from 7 exons.
UCACGAUGUACUUUUUAUAAGAGUCGUGUGUUGAGCUUUAUACUCUAGUCGGGCUGAUUCGCUGGGGCAACACACACACAUACACAAGACAAUACCCAAGCUUCUGGAGGAAAACAGACCCCAGAAACAAGAAGAACAAAACACCGAGUAACCAUGAGUACGUUCACAGAUUACGACGAGGUGUCAAAGGGAUACGACAUCUGCAGACGAGCCACCAACAUGGACCUCCUUGUUGGCAUGGUGACGCAUCUAACCAAAAAGCCGUUGAAAGAGCUGUCUGUGCUGGACGCUGGGUGUGGCACGGGAAACUACGCCCUGGGACUGCUCGAUGCCGGUGUCGGUCAUGUGACGAUGAUGGACGGCUCGGAUGGCAUGCUUCAAGCAGCUCGCAAGAAGACGGCCAACUACCAAAACAACACCGAGUAUCGGCUAGGGAAACUGCCGCAACUGCCGUUUCCAGACAACAGCUUCGACGUCAUCAUGUUCAACCAGGUUCUCCAUCACCUAGACGACAAGGGUAAAGAUGACAACCGCUUCCCCGCUGUUCGAGAAACUUUGUCAGAAGCCACCAGGGUGCUCAAGAAAGGGGGCGUGAUCGUCAUUGACAUAACCACUUAUGAACAAAAUACACACAAGCAUCAAUACGGAUUUUGGUUCAUCUCACUGCUGGGAGUAACUAAAGCCUAUUCCAACCGAACACCACCAUUGUCCCUGAUCCGCGAAGUACUCCAAGAUGGCGGGUGCAGUGACAUACAACAUUACGUUCAGCUGGAACGCAUUUUGAUGGAUUACAAAAUGUACUCCGACUUAGAGGGGGCGCUCGAUCCUUCCUGGCAAAAGGCAGACUCAAGUUUUUCUGAGGCGAGCCCAGAACAGAUUGAUGAAUUCUGUAAGAAGAUCAGGAUCAUGAAGGCCGAGGACACAUUGAGACAAUACUUUGAGCAGUGUGAACAAUCUCGACUCAAAGUGGGACAGGCGAUCACCAUUUUCGCCCGCAAGUAGCAACAUGUGACGUCAUCAGUGGCGGAUCCAGAAAACCCAUUGCAGGGGGUGGGCAAUGACAUGAGGUGGAAUGCCAAUGGAACUUUGGGGGACUUUUGGAGGGGAUCGUAAAAAAAAGAGAGAAAAUUAAUGGAUAAUAAAAUUAUAACUGUUGCAAAAUGUAGGGGGGACGCCCCCUAGAUCCGCUUCUGGUCAUCACUGAAAAACUGCAUUAUUAGUUUCCUUAAUAUAAUUCAAUUUAGAAAAAAAAAAUCGUUUAGUUAUGGGGAUUAUUAUUCUCAGUUAUUGGUUUUAAUAAUUUAUAAAAAGAUUUUGGGUCAUUCAAUUUUAGAUCGCGCAUUUGUUUUUCUGCUUUGUAUUUGUGUGCUGCAUUUUCUUUAAAUAAACAUUUCUCAUAUGA